GAAACUAGAAACACGGAACUCAAACUAGCAAACUAGAAAACUGAGCCGGAAACAGAGAACUAGGACUUACCAGGAGCACGGAGGGAACACACAGGAUUGUGAGGUAUAAAGAUGCGACAACGGACAGAGGAAGGUUAACUCUAACCCUAACCCUGACGACUGACAGAUGGAAGCUCCUCAUCCUCCGACCACAUCGCUGCCAGGAAAGACGCCGGUGAACGAUGGUCUGGUCGAAGCAUGGAGGAGGAGAGAUUCAGCAACAGCGGUGUGGAAACGCCUACUUGCUGCUGCUGCUGCAUUGCGAAGAGUUCUGUCUCCUGCCACUGCUGUAGCUGCGGCAUGGAAGCCAACGAGCGGACAAGAUCAGCUCGAUCCCAGGCUUGGAUCGCCUCCUUUGCCUUGCCCAGAUCACAGACAAAAUCCAAAAACCCAGAGAGCUGGCGCAGGUAAGGACUUUGCCCGAGGUCGCCUCGAUGGCAUUAAGCCCGACAGAACUUGUCUGUGAAUCCGAGGCGUGGGUAACUUGCCUUACCAGGUACUUCUCUCGGGCUGAGUCUGCUGAGUCCGCUGGGUCCAUGUCGUGGUCGCGUCAUUCUGUGAUGGCUAGUGUGGUGUGACAGGCAGAAUAGGACCCAAAUGCAGGACUCAAAAACAAAGGAAUAAACCAAGGGAGGCAGCUUUACAACAUGGAAACACGGAACUCAAAACUAGGAAACUAAGCCAGAAACAGAGAACUAGGACUUACCAGGAGCAAGAAGGGGAACACACAGCAAUGUGAGGUAUAACGACGCGACAAUGGACAGAGGAAAACCCAGGCCUUACAUGCACCAGGGAGUAAUGAAGGAAUGGGAAACAGGAGGGAAACACAGCUGGGACUAAUCUGACAUAAUAAGAUGGGGAGGAAGCAAAACUGAAAACAGUGAACACAGAACACGAGACUGUCAAAGUAAAACAGGAAACAUAAGACAGGCAGAGAGACGCGAACUUCACAAGGAGACACGGCUGACAGGGGAGACACCGGAGAUGAAUGAACACAGAGACGAGGGUGACUCGACAUGAAGCGAGGAACACAGGAAAGACUGGUCCAGUGCAGUGACCCUGGAAUCACAGCUGUUCCCAUUAGUGUCCCAGCUGACACGGUCAAACUUCGUCUAGAAAAGACGCUGAUCUCCAAGGUGUCCAGGGCAGCCUUCUACAACCUGUCAGAGCUGCGGUUCUUAUGGCUAACUUAUAACUCAAUAACACUUAUCCACCCAAGCAGCUUUGUCAACCUGAAAGCCCUGCGAGAGCUACGUCUGGAUGGGAACCUCCUAACAUCCUUUCCCUGGGAGGGGCUCAGAGACAUGCCCCGUCUCCAGACUCUGGGUCUACAUAACAAUCGUUUGUCCAGUCUUCCAGCCCAUGCUGCUCUCUUCCUUCCUAACAUCACAUACCUGGAUCUGUCCAGCAACAGGUUGACUAUAUUACCUGCUGAGCUGCUGGAUCUUUGGUUUCCUCUUCCAGGACAAAGUGAAGGGCAAGUGGAAAGAAGAAUUUUGGGCCUCCAUGACAAUCCCUGGUUGUGUGACUGCCAGAUCUCCAUGCUGAUGUCUUUGUCCAUGACCCUGGGGAGUACUGUAGUCCUUAUGGACCAGUUGCUGAUGUGCAGUAAGUCUCUGAGUCAGUCAGAAUUGCUGCAGACCCAAGCCGAGCUGUCCCGCUGUAUGAGGCCUUCAGUCCAGCCUGCGGCCACCAGGGUAAUUUCCCCAAUGGGCAGCAAUGUAAUCCUACGUUGUGACGCCACCGGCUACCCAACGCCAACACUCACUUGGAUUAAAACCUCAACCUACACAAAUUGUUGCCAACAAGACAUCCUUGACAACUCUGAACAGCUGCCUAGGAUUUUGGAGAGUUUUAUGCAGGAAUCUCCGCGGGUGGGGGUUCGCUGGUCGAUUAUCAGCCUGAAUGGGUUAUCAUACAAGGAUGCUGGUGAAUAUCGCUGCCAAGCCCGGAACAUGGCAGGAAUUUCUGAAGCCCUGAUUAAACUGAAGGUCAUGGGAAUCACAAAAAUACCCCAUCUUCCAAAGAAGUCCAGAAAGAUUUCCUCCAAAUCCCCAUCAAAGUACAGGAAACCAUACCAGAUCCCAGCUAUCACCAACGCCCCCUCAGUGAAGGAUAAUCAAAUACUAUCAAGUAUCACACCAUUUUCCAAUAACCAGGCCAAGAAACCUCAAAGCCUCGUGACUUUUUUGGAGCAAAUGAGUACAUUAGAAAAUACUAAAUGAAAUCAGCAGAUGCAAAGAGAAAGGAACAUAAUAUAGAUCUAGUCUGUGGCUACUUGACAAUUCUAAUUUGAUUUUCUGUUGGUGAAGUUUCUCCGUGUUUGUUACAGAGCGGACGUCAUGGCGGUGGGAAAGAAAUGGAAAUAAACGUUACUGUUUGUAAAAGCUCAAGUGUUGCAGUUUGUUAAUGUGAAUUACUCACUAAAUAAAAACAUAAGAUGAAAAUGUGAGUGUUGUUUCUGGGAUGCAGUCUGCAUUUUUGUGAAAAACAAAGUUUUAUUCAGUUCAAAUUUCAAAAUGUGUGUCUGUUUGUGUUCUUGGCA
This is a messenger RNA of Oreochromis niloticus (Nile tilapia), 2584 nucleotides long. It is a transcript of the gene lrit3b, whose product is annotated as leucine-rich repeat, immunoglobulin-like and transmembrane domains 3b. The record is from RefSeq and is a predicted model, not a curated record. The transcript is spliced from 6 exons. Gene Ontology annotation, molecular function: protein binding. Bases 1056 to 2264 code for a protein of 402 amino acids. Lineage: Eukaryota; Metazoa; Chordata; Actinopteri; Cichliformes; Cichlidae.